GGUACAAACGUCAAAGAAACUGCGCGGUGUGAAGACUUUACGGUGACAGCAUGCAAACCUUGAAGGAGAGCCCAACUAAACCCACAAACAAACAAGUCAGCAGGUUGUACCCAUCACUGCCGGGCACUAACAGGGCUGAGGCUUGUUUGCCUCUUGGUAAUGCUGGAGCACACCCCGAGUCUCGCCCUGUGGAUUUUCCAGCUGACACACAGUCAGAAAUGCCCGUCAGCACCUAUGAGCGAAUGAAAACUGAGAUUUUUCUCUUGGAGGAGCAGAAUAAGGAGCUUCUCACUAUCAAUAAGAAAUGGGCCAAAGAGUACAGAACAAUGGAGCAGUUUUACAGAGAGAAGGUCCAACAUUUGAAGGUGAUGCAACACAACGGUCACUCUGACGAGGAAAAAAGUGACGAAGAAGAGAGACACGUGGUAUUCUUUCCAAAAGAGGAAAAGGUCAAAACAGACAGACAGAGUGGAGGAGAUGAAGCCGAUGAGCUGCGAGCACGGAACAUAACUCUGACCCGCAGGGGGAGGCAUCAGCAGGAGGAGAUCAGACGACUCAACAAGGCUUUAGAGGAGGCCCUUCUGACCUCCCAGCAGCUCGGGGGGAGCAGCGAAAUGCCACAAGAUAUCUGGAAACAUCAGGCUGAACUGUACAAGGAUGACUUUUCAAGGGCGCGUAAGGACAGAGAGAAGCUGAAGGCGAAGCAUCUGGAACUAGAAAAGAAGUACAAAAAAAUUCACAGUGAGCUGAAUGUCCUCAAAUCUCAGGUGAAAAUGGCACGACCAGCGCACUGCUGUUCCUGCACAAAUCUGGCCAAAUAUUCAAACUGGGAGGUGGACCAGCCACGCACCUAGCUACA
Messenger RNA from Nematolebias whitei (Rio pearlfish), 859 nucleotides. Its product is annotated as TNFAIP3-interacting protein 1. The record is from RefSeq and is a predicted model, not a curated record. Lineage: Eukaryota; Metazoa; Chordata; Actinopteri; Cyprinodontiformes; Rivulidae. The coding region runs from base 51 to 854 and encodes 267 amino acids. The transcript is spliced from 10 exons. Gene Ontology annotation, biological process: regulation of transcription by RNA polymerase II; cellular response to lipopolysaccharide.